Molecule: messenger RNA, 417 nt
Organism: Zingiber officinale
Lineage: Eukaryota; Viridiplantae; Streptophyta; Magnoliopsida; Zingiberales; Zingiberaceae
Product: mannose-specific lectin-like
Exons: 1
Coding region: 1-417 (138 amino acids)
Source: RefSeq, a predicted model, not a curated record
AUGGCUGCCCUUGUCACGCUCUCUGCUGCUGCUGUCCUCCUCGGACUCCUCCUGCCUUCCGCCAUGGCCAACAACAACGUUCUCUAUCGCGGCGACAAGCUGUUCCCCGGCGAAUCCCUCACCGAAGGGACCUAUGAAUUCAUCAUGCAGGACCACUGCAUGCUCGUCCUCAAAGACAACGGCAAUGAAGUGUGGUCCUUCCAAGGCAACGGCCGAGGCUGCUACGCCUUCUUCGAUACCGACGGCUACUUCCGCAUCGUAGAUGAGAUUGGCCAAAAUUCCAAUUUCAACAGCUUCCCCGGCUCCAUCCUCGUCCUGCAGCGCGACGGCCACGUCGUCAUCUACAGCAGGCCUGUAUGGAUUAUCCCUGAGGGUGAACCCACGAACAGGAAGAUCGCCAUGGUGACUAAAAAUUAG